AUGUACGACUAUGCACUGGUUCACGUCGUUUACACCAUCCCUCUCGCGAUAGCCUUGUCUAUUAUCCUGGGACCUCUGUUGACGCGACGGGAUAUUUACAAGAUAUGCUUCCUUCAACUUGUCGCUGUCACAUAUACAAUUCCCUGGGAUUCGUACCUUAUCAGAACCAGGAUCUGGACAUACCCCCAAGAUGUCAUUAUAGGACCAACUCUGUUUGAUAUUCCUGCCGAAGAGGUCUUCUUCUUUAGCAUUCAGACUUACAUUACCACUUGCCUCCAGAUCCUUCUCAGCAAGCCAGUGCUCACUGCAAUUCACCUGCAUAAUGAAGCCGACCUACUGGACCCCACUAGCAAGUCUCUGCCAAUCUGGAAGCGAGCAGGGCAGCUCGUUUUCGGGUUGGGCUCGGUAAUUCCGAUCCUUCUGCGAGAAAGCAAUAACGAAGGCCAUUACAUGCGACUCAUUUUGAUAUGGGCAUGCCCAGUAAUGUUGAUGCUCUGGUCAUUCGCUUACCAAUUACUUCUCACGUUGCCAUGGACAACGACCUGGUUACCUAUCGCUGCACCGACAUUAUAUCUGUGGAUCGUUGAUACUUUGGCCCUACGAAGGGGCACCUGGAGCAUCGAGUCAGGCACAAAGCUCGGGAUUCAAGUUUGGCCCCAUCUGGAACUGGAAGAGGCCGUCUUCUUCCUUCUGACAAACGCCCUUGUGGUAUGGGGUGCGACUGCCUUCGACAAUGCCGUGGCUAUUCUCGACUCCUUCCCUAGUCGUUUCCCUAUGGUCCCCGGCAUUCCACCUCCGACGACGAUGUUCAAAGCUCUAUUUCUGGCCACAUCCAAAUAUGAAACCAGGCGUCUCCAGGGCUUACGGAAUGCACUGAUGGUCCUUGCUAAGAAAAGCAGAUCAUUCUACCUAGCAUCGGGUGUCUUUGCGGGUCGUCUGAGGAUUGACUUAAUACUUCUCUAUGCGUUUUGCAGAGUGGCUGACGAUUUGAUUGACGAUGCGCCUUCUGCAGCUGAGGCAAGUAAAUGGGUGCAACAUUUCACCAAUUUCCUCGAUAUUGCGUAUUCACCGAAAAGGGAUGAGAAGCGGUUGCAGCAGGCUCUGGACCCAUUCCCGCCCGAGGCACAGUCUAUCCUACUAUUCCUCCCGACGGACAAGUUACCUUCGGGGCCACUCUAUUCGCUCCUUGACGGGUUCCGGAUCGACCAGAAAUUUUUCGACGCCGAAUCUAGAGAGCACCCCCCAAUCAAAACUUUUGCCGACCUAGAGCGAUAUGCAAGUUGUGUUGCAGGCACGGUUGGUGAACUCUGUUUAAAUCUUGUCUAUUAUCAUGACCCCGAUCAAGGAGCUUCCACAGAGACCAAACGAAGGUGUCUUGCUGCUGGUGCGAAAAUGGGCCGUGCACUGCAAUACGUCAACAUUGUCCGAGAUGUCAAGACAGACGCCGAUGCUGGACGAUGCUACAUUCCUAGCGAAUGGCUCGAGAAAUCGACGCAACGUUCAGCCGAAACUCGAGCCGAGCAAAUUCCGCAUCCCCGGAAGAGGAUAUUGGAUCUUGCAUUCGCCAUCUAUGCCAACAACAGAGAUGCAAUCGAAGCGCUGCCCUACUACGCGCGAGGUGGCAUCCGUGUCGCCGUCGAGAGUUACAUGGAAAUUGGCAGGGUGAUGCGUGAGCGCAUGCGACAAGGCAGGCCUUUGGAAUUUGCUGGCGGCGGUAAGAAGGGUCGUUCUAGCGUACCCAAGUCGAGGAGGAUAUGGGUUGGAUGGAAGACAAUGAUGGGAAGGCGGGGCGCUGUGUGA
Cladophialophora immunda is the source of this 1800-nucleotide messenger RNA. RefSeq lists its product as uncharacterized. NCBI's taxonomy places the organism in Eukaryota, Fungi, Ascomycota, Eurotiomycetes, Chaetothyriales, Herpotrichiellaceae. The transcript is spliced from 5 exons. The record is from RefSeq and is a predicted model, not a curated record. Bases 1 to 1800 code for a protein of 599 amino acids. Gene Ontology annotation, biological process: biosynthetic process. Gene Ontology annotation, molecular function: geranylgeranyl diphosphate synthase activity; intramolecular lyase activity.